Molecule: messenger RNA, 1707 nt
Organism: Cladocopium goreaui
Lineage: Eukaryota; Dinophyceae; Suessiales; Symbiodiniaceae
Source: the annotation of a GenBank genome assembly
AUGUCAUUCAAGAUUGGGUUCACCCACGACCCAAGUUUCCGAUUCCACAAUCCUACUUUCGGCUACAAGAAGGACAAGUAUCAACAAAUGAUCGUACUCUUUGCCCACCACAAUCCCGAAGUUGCUGCAUAUCUAGAAGCAGCUCUGAUCGCACUACAUGACGGAAAGCAGGGGUUCCAGAAUGAGAGGCCUGGCGGCGAAGGGGUCAAGCAGGCUUUUGCCUUGAACGGGUUUCGCGGGAAGAUCGAGAAGGUCAAGGAGGACAUCAAGCCAGCCUGUGCGGACCUUCUCACCAUCGACAUCAACUACAAGAGGCUCAAGCGGGACAUCACGAAGGCCAAGGCAAAGGCCAACAAUGGUAAGGUUCCAGAGGCUGAGACCACUCCGGCGCAGCGUGGCCGCAAGCGUAAGAACAAGGGCAAGACGCGAGAUUCACAGGAACCCCCAGCUAAGAAAUCCAAGAAGAAGAACUCGGUUAUGGAGACCAGUGAUGCGGGCAUUCCUAUGAAUUUCCUCAAGACUGCAAUUGCUACACGAUUUUUAUCCGUGGAGCUCUACGAGGAUGACCGGGAGGUCUUCGAGCAGAUCCAAGAGCUGCUAGCGGAAGAUUGGGGUGUUUUGGAGCGCCAUGGGGUUGCGCUUGAAGGCACCCAAGUAUUCCCAAUCCUGUUGGGUCUAAAGGCUGACUGGUCUUUUCAUGUGGAGGCUGGCAACCUUCAGCGAUCCUAUCGACGGGGCCCCAAACAUGCAGGUGACCAGGGUGCAACAAAAAAGGAAACCGAUCCAGGAGGCAUUUGUCACCUCUGCCAAGCGGGAUUGAAAGGCUUUGAUUGGGAAGAUAUGAGUGCAGCAGAAGGUAUGAUUCGACGGUCGUAUGAGGAGGAGAUCGAACUUCCAUGGACUGUGGAAUCCCCAUGGACCAUCUUCCCAUAUCAAGAUACAGCUGUCAACGGCAAAUCCCGAUUCUAUAAGGUGGAUAUCUGGCACACAGUUCAGCUGGGUGUUGGCAAGGACUUUGCGGCAUCAGCUAUGUGUUUGUUAGUACGUGACAUUUGUGCUUCAAACAUAGACGACAGGUUUCAGAUUCUUUCAGAGAAAUACCUUGCUUGGUGCAAACAAUUUCAGAAAACCAAGUACGUGACAAAGCUCGACAAGAAAAUGGUUGGUGGUGCGGGGUUGCGGGAUGAGCCUUAUGGCUCGUGGAACAAGGGAGAGUUGACAGUGACACUCUUGGAGUUUUUGGAGCACUACUGCGAGGAAAACAAAGAGACUCUCUUGAAACAUGAGGAUUCACGCUAUCGAUACCUGCUAGUUGGCAUACGAUCCAUCAACAAGUUCAUGCGAACCCUCUACCACCAUGACAUGUGGAUACCUGCCAGAGAGGCUAAAGAAAUAGCCAAGGAAGGAACCAGUUCUGUCAAAUGCUACACCUUUUUGGCGUUUUUGUCUGGACAAAGGGGGCAACCUAUGUUUGCUCUUAGGCCCAAACUUCAUAUGCUGCACGAAUGUGCGUAUGCACUGAAGUUGCAAUCAGAAAGAGGAUCCUAUGCUUGGAAUAUAUUGGCAGAAAGCUGUAGUAUCGACGAAGAUUUCGUCGGAAGACUAGCAUUUUUGGCUAGAAAUGUCUCACCCAGGCUAGUCUCUCAGCGAAGCAUCGAGAGAUAUCUCACUCAAGCUUUUCUUGCAUGGACGCAAAGGGAAGUCUAA